This is a messenger RNA of Meloidogyne enterolobii, 516 nucleotides long. The record is from the annotation of a GenBank genome assembly. Lineage: Eukaryota; Metazoa; Nematoda; Chromadorea; Rhabditida; Meloidogynidae.
AUGGACGCCAUCAAGAAGAAGAUGCAGGCGAUGAAGAUUGAGAAGGAUAACGCCAUAGACCGGGCGGACGCGGCAGAAGAAAAAUGCAGACAGACUCAGGAACGCUUAGAACGCGUUGAGGAAGAGUUGCGCGAUACACAGAAGAAGAUGAUGGCAAUUGAAAACGAAUUGGACAAGGCACAAGAGGACCUUUCCUCCGCAAACAAUGCGCUUGAGGAGAAGGAGAAAAAAGUGCAGGAGGUGGGUCAUUAAUUAAAAUAUUUUCUGAAAUUGUGGCACUGUUUCACUAUUUAUUUUUAUAAUACUGUAUUUCUGUGUUUGACUUGUGCAACUGCAAUUUUGUGUGAAUUUCUUCGAAUGCAAUUGAGAAAAAAAUAUUUUUUUGUGGGUAAUUUCACCGAGUGUUUGGGCUUGGGUAUCUCAAGGGGGACACUCGCGAUUGUUAAUUAUCUCACUGUUUUUUUCAUGGUCCUCUCAAGCGUAAAGUUAUGCAGUCGGAUCUCACCUAUGUCUACA